AAAACAAAUCCAAGUCAACACGUUAAGACGAAGCAAGGUCACCGAGUAACAAAGAAAUGUGAUGAGCAUGAAAACGACGUCAAAACAACUGGACGUCAAUUGGGGGGGGGGGCAGAUCUUUCAAGUCAGCCAAUCGGUGACGUCACCUGUUUGUGACGUUGUCGCCUUUACAGUCUGACAGCCAGCAGGGAGAAAGAAACACUUGCUGUCUCUCCAGGCGCGCAAGGAGGGGGAUUUUUGAUUUGUUUCUUUUUUUCAUUUUUAUGCUCAACACCGACAGACUGAGAGCUGACAGUCAUGGGAGCUUCUCUUAGCUUGACACAAUGCUUGUGUCGGAAUUCCAUAGUGACCAGGAUUAUUUACGCUUGGAUCCUGUUGCUGGGGACCGUCGUGUCCUGCAUCAUGCUGUCACCAGGGGCCGAGAAGCUUCUUAGACGAAUCCCAGGCUUCUGUGCAGAUGGGGCGGGCUCUCCUCUGCCUGGCAUCCAAGCUGAUUUCAACUGUGACAAUUUUUUGGGGUACAAGGCAGUCUACCGUGUCUGCUUUGGAAUGAGUAUGUGGUUCAUUUGGUUUUCCAUUCUUUUCGUUAACGUCAAGAACACCAGAGACCCGCGUGCUGCCGUCCACAAUGGAUUUUGGUUCUUUAAGAUUCUUGGCCUGAUCCUAGUUAUGGCCGGUUCCCUUUACAUUCCAGAUGGUAAAUUUACGUACGGUAAGCUCCGAAUCCGUAAACGAUCACAACAAUUGAUGUCUUUUUUGGUAUGUAUUUUUAAAAGGCUUGCCUUUGCUGUUUUAGCUUGGUUUAUUGUGGGCUCUGGUGGUGGAUUCUUCUUCAUUGUGAUCCAGGUGGUGCUGCUGGUUGACUUUGCCCACUCCUGGAAUGAGUCCUGGAUGGACAAAAUGGAGAAAAGCAACUCCAAAGUUUGGUAUGCAGCUUUGGUGUUGGUCACCAUCCUAAACUACCUUGUGUCAUUCAUUGGCGUUGUCCUCUUCUACAUCUUCUACACUAAACCCGAUGGCUGCGCCAUCAACAAGUUCUUCAUUACCUUCAACAUGUUGCUCUGCUUUGGGGCCUCUGUCAUCUCUGUGCUGCGGAAAGUACAGGAGUAUCAGCCUCACUCUGGUCUUCUCCAGUCCUCCAUCAUCACCAUGUACACCGUCUUUCUAACCUGGUCCGCCAUGAGCAACGAACCAGACCAGUCAUGUAACCCAAGCCUGAUCAGUAUCGUUCAACAGAUAACAGCGCCCACAAUGGCUUCUCUCCAGAUUGAAAACACCACUGCCGUGGUGGUGAUUGAUGGCACGGAGGAACCCGUCCCCUCAACGCCUUACCUACAGUGGUGGGAUGCGCAGAGCAUUGUGGGCCUGGCUUUAUUUGUCGUAUGCAUCAUCUACUCCAGCCUUCGCUCAUCCAGCGCCAGCCAGAUGAGCAAACUGACCAUGGCCUCCAAAGACUCGGACAUCCUGGCCGAGCGUGGCAGUCAGGAAUCGUUGGAGAAGGAGAGACAGACGGAGGACAGCGAACAAGACCUGGUCCAUUACAGCUAUUCCUUUUUUCAUUUCAUGCUCUUCCUUGCGUCGCUUUACAUCAUGAUGACCCUCACAAACUGGUACAGUCCAAACGCAGACUACACAGUCACCAGAAAGUGGCCAACAGUGUGGGUGAAGAUCAUCUCCAGCUGGUUGUGUUUGGCCCUAUACGCCUGGACCUUGGUGGCUCCCAUAAUCCUCAGCAACAGAGACUUUGAGUGAUUUCCAGAGUGGACCUUCCUUCACGGGAGGGAGGGAGGGAGGGAGGGAGGGAGGGAGGGAGGG
Molecule: messenger RNA, 1815 nt
Organism: Syngnathus acus (greater pipefish)
Lineage: Eukaryota; Metazoa; Chordata; Actinopteri; Syngnathiformes; Syngnathidae
Gene: serinc3
Product: serine incorporator 3
Exons: 9
Coding region: 298-1752 (484 amino acids)
Cellular component (GO): membrane
Source: RefSeq, a predicted model, not a curated record